AUGGCUUACUUUGAGUAUUAUGCUGAAAAUUCAAUAACACCUGCAUAUACGUACCAAGAGUUCCCGCAGCACUUUGUGGGGGAUAAUAAAAAGUGGAAAAUUAGGCAACAGGGUUUCGCAAUUGCUAGAAUGUAUUUUGUUUCUCCCAGCGCAGGAGAAUUAUUCUAUUUGAGAUUGUUAUUGGUCGUUGUUGCAGGUGCCAAUUCGUUUGAGAAACUAAGAACAGUAAAAGGUGAAUUGCAUUAUACGUUCAAGAAAGCCUGCAUAGCACUUGGAUUACUAGCCGAUGACAGCGAAUGGCUAGAAUGUCUUAUAGAGGCCGUGGAUAUCCAAACAGGCAGCGAACUGAGGAAUCUAUUUAAGAUCAUCUUAUCUGAUUGUAACCCAACUGAACCAGAAAUAUUAUGGGCGGAGUUUGGCUUGAAAAUAUGCGAUGAUCUUCCAAACAGAUUGAAAACAGUGUUUGACAUUCCAAAUCCAACGGAUGAACAGACACUGGAUUAUGGAUUGUUUUUAUUGGAUAAAUUGCUCCGUGUAGGAGGUAAAAAACUAAAAGAUUUUUCUACAAUGCCGCGAUCGAAAGAAAAUUGGGGUAAAUUUUUUGGAAACAGGUUGAUAUGCGAACAUAGGCUACUUCAGUCUGCAAUAAAAGAACCAGAACUCCGGCGAAAUAUUGUAGGCUUAAACCCGGAACAAUUGUCGGCGUACACCACAAUAACAGAGUCUGUUGAUAAAAUGGAUGGCCGUAUUGCUUCAUUAUUUUUGGUGGGUGGUAGAACUGCCCAUUCAACUUUUAAGAUUCCGAUAGAGAUAAAUGAAGCCAGUGUCGGGACAGAACCAGAAGAAAAAAUUCAACUACCUUCAUCGGUAAAUAGAUGCAGAGACAUGAAGGAACUUAUAUGCAAGUUGUAUCCCCGUUUGUCCAAAUUGCAUCCCCAUUCAGGAACAUCUGGUCAGCUAUCAGAGGAAGAGCUGACUGAGAGAAUAAUUCUAUCAGCGCGUAAUGACGAUGUUAAUGAAAUAAACAUGGAAGUAUUGGAUAUUUUAGAAGGGGAAACAUUCACUUAUUUGGCUGCGGACAAAUUGAACCCAGACGAAAGCGGUAAAAUCCCAAAUUUCACUAAUGAAUUUCUACAAAAUUUGAAUCCGCCAGGGAUGCCAUUGUUCAAGCUACAUCUUAAAGUUGGUUGUCCAGUUAUCUUGAUGAGAAAUCUAGCUCCAUCAGAGGGUCUUUGCAAUGGUACUAGGCUGUUGGUAACUCAUUGCGGUAGACAUGUAAUUCAGGCGAAGAUUCUAACUGGGCACAAAAAAGGGGAGACCGUGUUGCUACCGAGAAUAUCGUUUCAACCAUCGGUUCAGAGUUAA
This is a messenger RNA of Papaver somniferum (opium poppy), 1365 nucleotides long. RefSeq lists its product as uncharacterized. The record is from RefSeq and is a predicted model, not a curated record. Lineage: Eukaryota; Viridiplantae; Streptophyta; Magnoliopsida; Ranunculales; Papaveraceae. The transcript has 3 exons. Bases 1 to 1365 code for a protein of 454 amino acids.